UUGUUUUGUGGAAAAUUAGAUCUCUACUUUUAAUGUGUUGUUCAACUACGAUUAUUCGUAGCACUAUCGAACACAAAACUUUGUAGCUUUAAAACAUGCAACUGUAACGUAACAUCGAACUAGUGUUCUUCUCACGACACUCAGAAAUGUCGAAGUGUUCCUUCUACUACAAUUCCAGAGAAGUCCGUAUACAGGGUCGUCAUGUGUAAUAACCAGUGAAGUACCUGAAAGCAUCUUCACGAAGACGUCAGUCAACAAAGGUUAGUGCUUCGUGGCCAAUAUUAGACAAAUCUACCGAUUCCGGUUCUAGGAUGGCUAGAAAACGUAAGGACUGCGAAGAGGACAUGGAUAUACCUGAGAAGAACAGGCCCCUUCAGAGAAAUGCUGCUAAUGCCCGAGAGAGGGCGCGGAUGAGAGUUCUGAGUAAGGCUUUUUCGAGACUCAAGACUUCACUUCCAUGGGUCCCAGCCGACACGAAACUUUCUAAGCUCGACACAUUACGCCUUGCUUCGAGUUACAUCGCCCAUCUCCGACAGAUCCUGACGGAAGAUAGUGGACCACGGAAGGUCGUCAACCCAUUUACUUUGACGUGGCCGUUCACUUUUAGUAGUCGACCCUCUCCGUCAGGUCAAGAAGAACAGAAAUCAUACGCACCGAAAGCACCAACCCCAGCGAUUAGAUACGAUGUUUCACCAGAAUAUCCCCAGGUGGCGUCUGAAUAUAUGGAUUUCAACUUGGGAAGUUGUAACUUCAACAAUAACAGUAUAUUUAGUGAGAUGCAAUGUGUUAGAACGGAUUUGACUAUGCAAUUCAAUUAAAUAUCAUUGUUUCUCACCCCACCCCGAGAAAAAUGAGAAGAAAUGUCAAGUUGAAGUGGUUAGUUUAUUAAGCCUAAAUUUGCUUAAAAAUGUAAUACAGUAGUUUUGUUUUCUUCGCCUUCUCAGCUGUGACAAUGUCUAGGGAGAGAAAGUGUCAGUUGGUUUAGAGGAACACUUAGAGAUUAUAUGUUGUUGAAUAAUAUAAUUGUUCAACAGAAAAAAUAGCUUUAAAAUAACUGUUAAAUAUGGAAGAUACUUCGUUAUACGACGUUAAAGAUCAUAGUCAGGCUUAACGUUAAAAUGUUUGACAGUUUCUGAAGUUACUUCACAAUAUUUAGUUCGUUGGUGUGGAAAUUAUUGUUUUUUAUUUUAGUGGCCAAAUUAAAUACAUUAAGACAUGCUUACUCUACAGCAUUAUUUGAGAAAUAUUUCUAAAUUUGAAUACUAAACUAUGUUCCGAAAUGCAGCUCAAACAUUAGUGAGAAAUGUGGCGUGCAAAUGUUCCAAAAUACAACUUAAACACCAAUAAGAUGGAUGGCGUGCAAGUGUUCCAAAAUACAACUUAAACACCAACAAGAUGGAUGGCGUGGAAGCGUUCCAAAAUACAACUUAAACACCAAUAAGAUGGAUGGCGUGCAAGUGUUCCAAAAUACAAUACUGAUGAGAGAGGUAACGUGCAAGUGUUCCAAAAUACAACUUAAAAACCAAUAAAAUGGAUGGUGUGCAAGUAUUCCAAAAUACAAUACCGAUGAGAGAGGUGACGUGCAAGUGUUCCAAAAUACAACUUAAACACCAACAAGAUGGAUGGCAGUGCAAGUGUUCCAAAAUACAACUUAAAACCAAUAAGAUGGAUGGCGUACAAGUGUUCCAAAAUACAACUUAAACACCAAUAAGAUGGAUGCCGUGAAAAUGUUCUGAAAUAUAAGUUAAACACCAAUUAAAGAAGAAACGUGCAAAGCGAAGUAAAAACAAGUGUGUAAACAUUUAGGUCCUACCACAUACCAAUGUCUGUAAACGAAUUCUCUUAAGAUCAUCAGAGUUCAUAGGAUACAGCAUAUUUAACUUAAUUCUUGUAAGAGUUGAUUGAAUCCACAGUGGAUUUUGCUUAACUCUUAAGGUAAUUAGUGUUGACUGCUCUGAGUUAAUCGACUUAGUAAUGACUUUUAAGAAACAAAUUGGUAAGUUAUUACCGUCUAAGUUUCAAACGGUCGUGAUUAAUCCUGACGUUUCGAAUGUGACAAUGAGAAGAAAAUAUACUUCGUACUUGUACUAUACAAAUGCCAGAAGCUAAACUUACGUGCUUUUAUUUUAAAUCCCCCCCAUCAUAAGGAAUAUGUAGAGCGCUUCUGAAAGCCUGAUAAAAGUGGAAUUAAACCAACAUUACCGUUUAAUUGUAGUUGACAAAACAUCAUAUUAUGUUUCAUAAUUCGACUUU
This is a messenger RNA of Limulus polyphemus (Atlantic horseshoe crab), 2253 nucleotides long. Its product is annotated as musculin-like. Gene Ontology annotation, biological process: regulation of transcription by RNA polymerase II; developmental process. Gene Ontology annotation, molecular function: DNA-binding transcription factor activity, RNA polymerase II-specific; RNA polymerase II transcription regulatory region sequence-specific DNA binding; protein dimerization activity. The transcript has 3 exons. The record is from RefSeq and is a predicted model, not a curated record. Bases 312 to 818 code for a protein of 168 amino acids. NCBI's taxonomy places the organism in Eukaryota, Metazoa, Arthropoda, Merostomata, Xiphosura, Limulidae.